Molecule: messenger RNA, 2115 nt
Organism: Malania oleifera
Lineage: Eukaryota; Viridiplantae; Streptophyta; Magnoliopsida; Santalales; Ximeniaceae
Product: FCS-Like Zinc finger 10-like
Exons: 4
Coding region: 511-1749 (412 amino acids)
Source: RefSeq, a predicted model, not a curated record
GAGAGAGAGAGAGAGAGAGAGAGGUAUUUCAGAAGGCUCAGAGUGCCACCCUGCUUCGUUGAUUUUGAAGAGAGAGAGUGAGAGAGUUGUACAAGAGAGCGAAGUUUUGAACAUUGUCAACAUCUAUGUAGCUUGUACUGCAUUUGGAUAUGGAUAUCAGUACUGCCUCACCCGUGAAGUUUUCACGGGAGAAACCCAGCUGGGUUUUCCAUUCUUUCCCGUGUUCUCUUUCCUUCCGUCGAUUCAACUGUUCCUUCUGAUUCGCUUUUGGAUGUGGAGCCUUUAUAAAUUCAACCAACUCAGAAACCAGGAUUUGUUCAAUUAAAUGAUCAUCUGGGUACCUUUUAAUACCGAUCGCCCAUCCAUGCAAGCUCCAUCUCUACUUCUUUCUCAAUGCUUAUUAGAGGAUUCCAAUUGGGUGAGGACUUGCAGGUUUUUUUCCUUCAAGAGGUUUGAGAUUUUCCAAAAUUGGUGAGGAAGAGGAGCAAAUCAGAACAGAAAGAUAAGUACAUGGGUAAUCAAAUAGCUGGUUUUGGUUAUUCAGACACCUGUUACCAAUCUGAUAAAUUGUCCCAGAGACAUGGAAGCAUCUCAUUUUUCGGCAUCACUGGUUUGUUAGUAUGGUUUAGUAGUAAGGUCCCAUCGGAUUUGGACUCAGUUAGAAGCCCUACUUCCCUGCAUUUUACCUUUUUAUCAAACCUCAGCAAUCCUUUUAUUAGUUUUAGGUCACAAAGAUCACCAUCCCAAAGCUCUAGUAAGAGAUGGAAUUGCAGUAAGGUUGGCCUUAGCAUCAUAGAUUCACUUACCGAUGAAACCGAGCCACUCAUUGAAGCUCUUGAUAUGUCUGAGAGUAAAACUACACUCAUCAGACCUCAAUAUAAGAUUAGCAUCCACAAUUCCUCGAGCCAUUUCUAUGAGUCAUUAGAUUCGUCUGCCAAAACCAAUUUGCUACCUAAGAACACCAAGAUUUCAUCACAUUCCCAGCCCAAUUCUCCCAAAUCUCAGUUGGAUAGCUCUGAUGUUGUGUUUAAAAUUGGGGAAAUGCAAUUAAAAUAUGAACCGCUGUUGGAUUUCUGCAACCAUUCAUCCCCACCAACCAUAUUUUUCCAGAACCCCAAUUGGAGUCCCAAAAAUUUUUGUUCAGAUAAUAGUACGAGUACUACCACGAUGAAUCUGCAUGAUCAGCUAUUUGAUGGAGACUUAGACUGUUCUUUGAGUACCAAACAGAGUUCAGUCCUUACACACACUGGCUCUGGCCAUAGUUUUGUGGGUUCCUUCUCCAAAAGUGAAAUGCAGCUUUCUGAGGAUUAUACUUGUAUAAUUUCCCAUGGUCCAAAUCCUAAAACAACCCAUAUUUUUGGUGACUAUAUUUUAAAUUAUCCCACAGAUGAGGUAACCAAUUUUGACGAGAAGAAAGGAUAUGAGAAUAAAUUGCCUCAGGCAGCAAAACUCACUUAUGGUUCAACACCUGAUCCCUCUGACAACGUUUUGAGCUUCUGUUACUCAUGCAAGAAGAAAAUGGAAGAGAGGAAAGACAUUUACAUGCACAGUGGCAACAAAGCAUUUUGCAGCUCUAAAUGCUGCUCUGAGGAGACCUUUGUUGAUGAAGGAAAGGAGAAAUCUGCAAAUGAUUCCUCUGCAAGCUCACCUAAAUCAAGCUGCCACGAGGAUAUUGUCUUUAUGGGAAUGCCUGCUGUUACAUACGCAGGCCGAAAAGUGAAUUCCCCAGGCUCCUGUGCCCGUGAUUGAUGAAAUCAUCCCAAGGUUGAAUGCCAGAUGCUCGGAUAACCUGUUCAUGACGAGUUGUUCAUUUGGUUUUUUACCAGCCAGGGAUGAUCACAACAAGCUUUCUCAUUUGCUAAAUUGUGUAUCAACUUUCAUGGUAUUGGUGGGUCAUGCAUAGCAACGAGCAAUAGCAUAGAGUUCUUUUACAGUUUAGACUUGCAAAUAGUCUUGAACUGUCAUCUUAUAGUUUAGUUACUGAGUAAUAGUGGUUGCAACAGCCCCUAGCAUCAUUUUUCCUUCUCCCCCUUCACCAUUUUACUCUUGGCAAGCUUUUGUAGCAACCUGUGACUGCGAUAAGCUAAAUUUUGAGUAUAUCAUAUGGUUUUUCUA